AUGUGCCUGGUUGGCGCGACCGAAUCCCACUAUGGGGCCACGACUUUUAUGUUUGUAGUGGAGAACGACCGCAUAUGCCGUGAGUCCGCGGUCUCCGUCGGCGAGGGUGGGCGCGUCUCAGCGAAGGCGAUGCGGAGACCCGUCCCGGCAGCAGUUGUCCAACGGCGUACCGGGCAGAGCCUCGUCUCAACGAUGCCGGCGCAGUUUUUCAUCCGACCAUCCAUCCAGCGGAGUCCGCAGUACACUGUGCACGCGGAACAAGCGCACAGCGCCCUCACCUGGUUUAGCCCGCCGGUCGAGACGGUUGCCCGGGGUGUGGCCGCUGAGCAGAGCCCAGCCUCGUGGAGCCAAAGGUGAGAGUUGGGUGCAAGCAAAGGGACGCUAGGCGUAUUCUCAUCUGCAAGCAAGUGAGCGACCACUACGACCAUCACGUGAACCCACCGCUUGACACCCCUACACCCCAUCUCUGCUACUUACCGUUUGUUAGUAACCAGACUCUACUCAUACCACCCUGUCUUUUUCUCCGUAUCCCUAUUCGUCGGUUCUCAUCAUUCUUUGUUCAUUGUUCUUUGUCCAUUGUCUAUUGCUCUUUGUUGCCAAUCGCUUAUAAGCCAACCAACACACUUUGGCGUCAUUCGCUGACUGCUCGUCUUAUCACCUCGAAUGAACGUCCACUUUUCAAUUUAUUCUCCGCCUUAUUAACUCUAUUGUGCUCAGCUAAUCUUACUGUUUAUUGCUACAGAACCACAAAGAAUAAACGAGUUAUCCUGACUGUCUUCUGACAUAGCUUUGACCUCGCGUGCGUCUAUUCCGGUGAAUAAAGCAGCACUGAAUCUAGAAAAAUCCAAAGAAUACCUACACUAGCAUUAGUGUAACUACUCAACUAAUACGCCUAUGUAUACGACAUUUAAUAGUUCAUGCAGUUUGUGGGCUAACUCAUGAAAUGUCGACCGAAAUUUCGAAAUACGUUUUCUUUUCGAAAAGAUUAAUUAAGUAGGGUUGUAAAACUUAUAAUCGUACAGCAGAAUUAUAUAAUAAUUCAGUUACCACGGGAUACUGGCUUUCAAACGAACCUCUUACCGGCCGCAUACAAAAACUACUUAACUUGCAAACAUUUUUCUCAGUGAUUUUCGAUGCCCUAAAAAAUUAACUUCACUCUCAUGUUCAUGCGGUAGAAAGUGACGUUUUCGACGGGUGCCAAAUAAACGGCCGCAGGUCUUCCAUCACGGCUACCUUACGUACUAAUGUUUGUUCAGUAGGUGUGCUUGUGGUAUUUAAACCCUCAGCCACACCCACCGAACAGACUCGGUAGGGUUUACGGGGAGUUUCCAUCCUCUGUUGCCUAAAAUUUAUGUCCAAUAUACAAUGCCACUUUUAUACCCUUACGCCCACUACCUUCUCCUUUCCUAAACCACCUCUUGGCAGUUCGCGUGCGCGGCAGUUGCGCUGUUAACUGCGGGGUUGCCGGUUUCGUGGUUUACAUGCAGUUUCCCGCCAUCAUCUUUCGGUUUCAGGUCAUGGUCCACUUACCUCCCCUCCCACGCAUUCCGAAGUCCACCUAACUGAGGUGCCAGCAUUCCCCUUUCGUCAGUCAGACUACCACUUACGUCAGCUGUUUACUAAUGUUUCCAGCCCGGCAUCCACUUCCGGGCGUGUACAUGAACCUUCGGCACUCCCUCUCCAUAUUCUGCAACACCCACCCACCCCCCACCCAAAGGCUUACAGCCUACGCCGUCCAAACAGAAGACUUCCACUUGGGGCAGCUGCCACCAAAGGCUUCAGGCUCUUAGACCACUGCGGUAUUUAUAUACAUUCCUACCGCUCCCUCACCGCCUAGCCCACGCCUUUCCCCCUCCCCCCUCCCAAAGGCCUGUCACGUACGCCGUCCCAACAUCAAUCCCGGCAGUCCCUCUCCCCUUUAGGCAAGCUCACCGCAUUCCACAAUUCCCUCACCGGGUGUUUCCACUUCCGCCUGUUUCAUAGUCUACUGCCCCUGCCACCCGGCUUUGUUAGUUGGCCUGAUAUGCCCUUCCCCGCGGGUGGUUCACGUCGCCAGUUACCAGCUACACCGAUUCCUACUUACCGUCUACCAUGGCCGGCUGCGGCCUAA
Messenger RNA from Spirometra erinaceieuropaei, 2110 nucleotides. Lineage: Eukaryota; Metazoa; Platyhelminthes; Cestoda; Diphyllobothriidea; Diphyllobothriidae. The record is from the annotation of a GenBank genome assembly.